UUCACCAUGAAAUUCGUGGCCCUCGCACUGACCCUUCUCCUGGCCGUUGGCUCCCAGGCCCGCGCCCUGCAGGCUGAUGCUCCCUCCCAGCUGGAGCACUACAAGGCCGCCACCCUGGUCUACCUGACCCAGGUCAAGGAGUCCGCCAUGAGAACCCUGGACCACCUGGAUGGCACAGAGUACGAGCAGUACAAGCAGAAGCUGAAGGACACCAUGGAGAGUCUUCAGGGCUACGCCAUGACCGCCUCCGACUCUCUGACCCCCUACACCGACUCCUUCUCCACCCAGCUGCUGGACGCCACCAAGACCCUGCGCGAGCGCGUCAUGGCCGACGUGGACGACCUGCACGCCAAGAUGGAGCCCCACCGCGCCGAGCUGGAGGCCGUCCUGCAGAAGCACGUGGAGGACUACCGCAAGAGCCUGGAGCCCGUGUUCAUGGAGUACGCCGCCAAGAACCGUGCUGAGGUUGAAGCCCUUCAGGCCAAGCUGGAGCCCCUCGUGGAGGAGAUGCGCGGAAAGGUGGUCGUCAACGUGGAGGAGACCAAGUCCAAGCUGGAGCCCAUGGUGGAGGCUGUGCGCGCCAAGCUGACCGAGCGCCUUGAGGAGCUGCGCACCAUGGCUGCCCCCUACGUGGAGGAGUACAAGGAGCAGCUCGUCAAGAUGGUCGGCCAGGUGAAGGAGCAGGUGGCUCCCCACACCGAGAGCUUCUCGGAGAAGGCAGCGCCCGUCGUCGAGGACAUCAAGACCCGCGUCAUCAGCCUCUACGAGAGCCUUAUGGCUGCUAUGCAGUAAAAUGCCUUCUACUUCUACUACUGUGAAAGCCAUGCCAUACCCAGCCAGUGACUCUCUUAGCUCUCGAGUGCACACACACACACACACACACAAAGAGGGGUGCGUACACAAGUGCUGCCUGCUACC
This is a messenger RNA of Engraulis encrasicolus (European anchovy), 918 nucleotides long. It is a transcript of the gene apoa1a, whose product is annotated as apolipoprotein A-Ia. The record is from RefSeq and is a predicted model, not a curated record. Gene Ontology annotation, biological process: lipoprotein metabolic process; lipid transport. NCBI's taxonomy places the organism in Eukaryota, Metazoa, Chordata, Actinopteri, Clupeiformes, Engraulidae. The transcript has 5 exons. Gene Ontology annotation, molecular function: lipid binding. Gene Ontology annotation, cellular component: extracellular region. Bases 7 to 792 code for a protein of 261 amino acids.